Messenger RNA from Closterium sp. Naga37s-1, 447 nucleotides. Lineage: Eukaryota; Viridiplantae; Streptophyta; Zygnematophyceae; Desmidiales; Closteriaceae. The record is from the annotation of a GenBank genome assembly.
AUGACAAAUGACAUUGGGACACUGGUAACGAAGGUGAAGCUGAAGCAGAAGCAGCAGGAGGGAAUAGCGGAGAAGCGGAGUGGGAGGAGGGGGCCAUGGAGCGUGGUGGGAUCAGCUGCUGCUGCGGUGGUGUGCUGCCUGGGAGCCGUUGCUGCUGCAGGCGGGGGAGGUGGAGGGGGGAUGGAGGGGGUGGUGCUGCCUAGUGUGGCGGUGUGGCAGCUGGGGUAUGUCGCCAGCUUUGCUACCAAGCUGUCUGACACUGCUGGGAGCGAGAUUGGCAAGGCGUUCGGCAAGCGCACGUUCCUGGUGACUUCCUUCCAGCCUGUUCCCAGGGGUACAGAGGGCGCAGUGAGUCUUGAGGGAACGUUGGCAGGCCUGGCAGCUGCUGUGGUGCUGUCCGCUGCUGCUCUGCUCACCGAUCAGGUGAAUUUCAAGAUUGUGGUUUAA